UUCCGUGCGUUUAGACGUCUUUUCGUUGCGAGCUUCUCACAAACGGCCUUCGCGUGUUUUUCAGUUUAUUGCGCCAUCCGAUUCGCGCAUCAACUCUUAGAAUUUAGCGCAGCAGGCAAGCAAAUAAGCGUGUAGAAUUCGUGUUUCAGAAAUUUGAAUUAUCCAAAUUGUAAAUUCAAAAGUGUUUUAACGAUUCUGAAGGCAUUUUUAAUGUGAAAACAUAAAGUGAAACUGAUUGUAAAGUGAAUUUAGGGAAUCCAUUAAGAAUACUAAAACAAGUACUAAGUGCAGUCAAAGCUUGUUUAUAAAUUCCCACAGAGUGAUCGUUAAAGAUCGUUAUUAUUCAACAAUUUCUAGUGAAUAAAUAUUGCAGUGAAGUGUCUGAAUGUGAUUUUUGGCAAAAUUUGAAUCAAUUAUGAUAAUAAUAUAAACAAGCGCUAAAAUAUAUAAAUACUAAAUUUUUGUAAACAAAUCGUUUUAGUUUGAGUGUGUUUCGAAAUUCUUGAUUUUAAACUCUUGACUCUUUUUGAUUUAUUUCCAUUAAAAUUGAUUUUUUAAUCCAUUGUGUACGGUUUUUGUGCGCCGAUUGUUAUCAAUAACUGCGGUUACGCCAUCAACAACAACAACAACAAUAACGAAAACAACAAUCAGCAACGUUAAGUCGCCGGGGUAACCAACAACGACAGCAGCAAAAAUACAUUUGUUUGUGUAAGAGUGUUUGUGCAACUCUGUAGCCGGACAAUGCCAGGCGCGCAAGCGAUGCGGUAACCCUCCCAAUCAGCCACAGCGAGCGUAUAUUCUGCAAAAGAGCAAAAAAAACUCAACUACAACAAAAAGGAGAAAGCAGCGAGAUCGAAGGCAGCAAAUCAUUUACGCAAACAAAUAAGCGCACAAGCACGUACUCAAGCCUAAUCCCAGGCGUUUGAGCAGAAAGCCGACAAAGAAUAAACAACUUCGGCCAAAACUACCACACACACACACACAAACACUUCGUUGUAUAACGCGCGCCAGUUACGCCCUAGGUUAUACGGGCUAAGGCGCUUUAUUCCAGUAAUCCUGCGGGCGGUUGUUGAGCUCCGGUGCCCAGUGCUCGUCUCGUCCCAAGAAAUACGAGCAAAAAAUAUUUAAGUUGAAAUUCCAGAAAUAAAUCCAUCAGCGCAUUGGAAUUUCGUAAGGACAGCCACACACACACACACAUACAUAAGCACAAUUGUGUGACGCACACUUGAAAUUCCAACAAUUUCAUCGUUUUUCGUUCGCCUGGUUUACCGUUAAGUUUUCAUCAUUGCGUUUUUAUAUUUUGCGCCCACGUGCCCCGAGCACAACCACCAUCCGCACCAGUUGCAGCAGCAGCAGCAGCAGCAGCCGCAUACGCAGCAGAAGGUUGUGCUCCUGCCAUCGCCGGCGACUCACCUCUACUCACCGCACCCGCACAGCGGCGCACACACCUACACCGCCGGCCACACCUGUGACGCCGAGACGUUGGCAUACGCGAGCAAGGCAGCCGCUCUGACGGCCAACCACAGCUUAAGCAGCAGCAACAGCGCCGCCAGCAGUCCCACCAACAGCUUCUACAAGCAUCACACGACGUCGUCGUCACAUUUCCUCAGCGUCGGCGACACCAUGAAGCUGUCAAAGCUGUCUAAUCAGACGAACUCGCAGGAUCCGCAGGCAGUGAAUUCGCGCAUCUUUGUGGGCAAUUUGAAUACGUUCCAGUGCUCGAAAACGGAUGUGGAACGUAUGUUCCAGAUUUAUGGUCGGUUGGCGGGCAUAUCGAUGCAUAAGGGUUACGCUUUCGUGCAGUUCACAAAUCCCUUUGAUGCACGCAACGCUUGCCACGGCGAAGAUGGACGCACUGUUCUAAGUCAGACUUUGGAUGUCAAUAUGGUCGCUGAACCCAAACCACACCAAAUUGGUAGAAAACGACAGAAUGUAUCCAAAACCGGAAAUGACUGGGACUAUUUCUACGACAGCUACUGCUCGUCGACGCUGCUGCGCUCAUCCGGUGUCCGUCCGAAGAAGCGUAAACGCCUAAUGACAUCCACGUCGCGUUUGCUCAGCGAUGCGGUGAAUAGCAGCAACAUAAAUGCCGCUGUCGCCGCAGCAGCACUGGCCCAACAACACCAGCAACAGCUGCACCAACAGCAACAGCAACAACAACAGCAGCAGCAACAGCAGUCCACACACUUGUUGCCCCAUCCACAUCAUCAGCAUCACGUGCAGCAGCAGCAGGCGCAUAAUCACCAUCAACAACAACAACAGCAGCACCAGCAUCAGCAGCAGGUGGCCGCCGUCGCCAUGGCUGCCAUGACAGCCAACCUCUUGCCACAACAACAAUUGUUGCUACAUCAGCAUCAGCACAGCUUGCUGGGCAAUGCCACCGCUGCCGCCGCCGCCGCGGCUGCUGCUGCCGCCACAUGCAAUGGUGUUGCCGGCAGUGCGAGUGGCGCCAACACACCCACCAACGCCGCCGCGCAUCACAGUCUCAGCGUCUAUUUGCAACAGCAACAGCAGCAACAGCAACAACAACAGCAGCAGCAGAUCAAACAACAGCAACAAGCGGCGGCGGCUGCGGCCGCUGCGGCUGUCGGUCAAUACACGCUGACCGCGACGGGUGGCUUGCAAUUGAAAUCGUCGUCAACCGUGCAGAAUGCCACAUCAGCAAUAAUUGCCGCCGCUAAUCAAACAACGUUGUUGAAUGGCGCUGGUGGCACUGGUGCGGCUGGCCUCAAUGGUGUUGGCAGUGGUGCUGGUGGGGCCAAUGAGCAGAUGUCAACAGCAGCCACCAACUAUGGCAGCUUGGCAAAUGGCCAAACGCAGCAACAACAACAAGCGUCGUAUAUUGGUGGUGCCUUGCAACCAUUGACAUUGUCGCUGCCUGGUAUGCAGCAAUCACAGCAACAACAACAACAACAGCAGCAGCACAAGUCAUCACUUUUGCAAAAGCAAACACAGCAGCAACAGCAACCGCAACAACAACUGCUGCCGCAGCAACAAGAGCAAUUAAGUUCGAAUCAACAAUGGGGACCGUUCAAAGUUUACAGCAAUCCGGACACAUUAAUUUGCGGCAAUUGUCGGGAAUGCUUCAACGAGCUGGCUGAAUUAUUAGACCACAAGCGGAGUUAUUGCAAGUUGCGUUUCACUUGCAAGUGCCAGGAUGUUGCCUUUGCUGCAAAAACACCGCCGAUGAGCGCCAAACUGUUAUGUGCCGUUUGCAAGGAUGCCUUCGCCAAUCCGUGGGAUCUGAUGGUGCACGCACAGGCUGCGCACAUGGUCAACAUUUACGAAUUGGGCAAUGAGGCUAAUAACAAUUAUGCCACCGCCGAUUGUGCGGAGGCUAUAGCCACCAAUGCCAACAACAACAACAGCAACAUCAAGAAUGUUAAUGUUAACACAGUCACACCGCUGUCCACCACUGCCAACAAUAUUAGUAGCACAUUCAGUAGCAGCAACAACAACAACAACAACCAAAAUGGCAACAACAGCAACAUCGCCGCUGAUUCGGUCAACGCAGCGCAGUUGGCGUCGCCGUCGUCCUCACUGUCACAGUUUAAGCUCGAGUUGAACAACAACAACAAUAGCAAUAAUAACAAGAACAUCGCCAACAACAAUAAUAACAGCAUCAUCAUCAGCAAUAACAACAACAACGGCGGCAGCAAUUGUGACAUUAGCAGCAUUGGCAAUGAAAUACAAAUGUCGCCAACAACCGAAACAUUGUCAACGCCAACAUCGGUGGCUGGCAAAUUAGAGAGCAACAACAACGGCAACAAUGAAAACAACAAUAUCGCUAUGAUAACGGGCAAUAUGUCGGCUGGCGGCAACAACGGUUUCAUGGCCAGCAAUGGGCUUGGCGGCGACGCCGAUCACUGCAUGGAAGGCAAAUUCGGCAUUUGCAACAGUCCGACAAGUGGCUCGAUGGCCAACAAGGAGGAAACUCAGCACUCACCAUUGGAUGGCCACACCACAAUCUUGGCACACAACCACCAAGCAGAUGAUGUCAAAAUGUUGAAUGGUUCGCUGUCGUCGCGUGGCAGUUCGCCAGCUUUGGAGCAUGAAGAACAAGAGCAGCAAACGCAGAAGCCACAACCCGCUUGCAUUGUGCGCACACUGAGCAUUGAGGCAACGACCACACCGAGCACAACUGCCAACUUGAUGGCCGGCACUCUGGCUUUAAGCCUUACAAAUGGCGUUGGCAGUGCCGCCACAGCAGCAGCAACGGAAAUCAAAUAAAUAACAACAACAUUGGCAGUAAUCGCGUGACUUAUAUUAUGCCAUACAUACAUAAAUAUAACACAGCAACACAAACCAAAGUCAAAUUAAAAUGGAUGCGCGUCUGGUUGCACAUGGCGUAUGAGUGACGCGGAGGAUAUUACAGCUGGCGUCACAGUCACAUAUUUAUACAUACACACAUUUAAAGUAUGAAAAGCUUGUGUGACUCGUUUGCGGUAGGUGGAAUACAUAUGUACUUUUAUUAUUAUGCAAAUUUGGUGGCGAGUGAAAAAUUAACAGUAAACUUGAUUUGCAAUUUUCAAUUUGUCUUUGUGUCCUUUUUUAAAAAAUCCAAAAUUAAAAAAAAAAUUGUCAUAAUGAAAAUACACCAAAAAGUGUAUGCACAAACUAAAAUUAGAAAAUUAAGUAUUGUACAAUAUUUUAAGCUGCCUUGGUAUUGUAUUUUGCCACAAUUAGAAUGAGGAAGUUGAUUUUAUAAAUGAAAGGAAGAAAAACUUUAAGAAAAUUAAUAAACAAAAAAUUGAUUUACUUUUAAUGAUUGACAAAUUUAGUUGCAUAAUUAUUAAAUUAUGUGAAGUAUUUUUACAAAACUUUAUUAUAAAGAGCGUCAUGACAUUUUGAUCAAUUUUUCAAACACAAUCCAUCUAUAUUUUGUUUAAAAACACCAUAUGUAAGUAUGUGUGGCAAAAUCUUUAAACUAACCGGUCUUAAAACUUCAAAGUCAAACUUUCAAUAAAAGAAAACUAUUUUCUGGGAGAAAAUUAACCCUUAAGCGCUUACACAUGCCACUUCGAACUUUUCUCUUACAUUAAAAAAAAGCCUUUUGGAGGCUCCGUUAGAUUUUUUAGUCCAAAUUAUUGACAAAGGGCAGUAGCAGAUCUAAUUUUUUCCUCUUGAAAAAACCUACCGUCAGAUCAAAAUUAGCUUGGACUGACGAAAAACUCAACUUUAAAAUCCAUAUCUUUAUUAUCAUCUUCAAAAUAGGCUCCUGAGCAAUGCAAACAUGCCAACACUUAACUUCUUUUUCAUACAUUCGUUAUAAACCUCGGAAGUGAUGGCUUCAGUGCCCUUAACGAAAUUUGAUUUUUUACUAGUUAUACUCUCAAUACAAAUAUGUCCAUAUCCAUGUCCGUUUGGGCCUCAGUUCACAUCUCUCCUCUCGUUCCGGGAGACUGUGAGACGUCCGCCCUAACACAAGUUGGGAGGAUAACACACAUUGUCUCAAAGCCGUAGCUGAUAGCGUCGAUGACAGAACCGUUGUCCUCUUCGUUCUGAAGAAUCAGCGCCUAUGUUCCCUUGAGCCUUAUAACCCCCCGGCCGCGAGUUUGGAGAGACGGAUUGCAGUAACGUAUAAUUUCCUCUAUCUGCUUAAGUACAUAGCCCGGCGUUUCCUCUAAUCACCUUUAUAAAAAUUGUAGAUAUAGCCCCCGCGAUCCAUUUCCACUUCUUAUGGAGGAUCGCAUAGCAUCAAUUCUAUUGAAUCAGUCCGGUUAAUGAUUUCGCUAACGCUGAUAUCGAGAGAAGAUUUCCUCACGUACGAGCUCUGCGACUUAACUAUAGGUUGGGACUUACUAGAGCCGGCUGAUCUGCUAUCCUCGCCGCCGCCGAGCACCCUUUUAGUCCACACAUCUGGGCGGACCUGUUGCUCAUACUUCGGAACAGUCUUCCUGCUACCGUAGCGAGUUAUUAUCUUUGCUGCUAUAUGGUGAUCCGAUUUCAACUUCCUUGCUGCUGUCGACGGUUUUAUACCCAGGCUCUUAACCCUGAUUGCAAUAUGGCAGAAAUUCCUCUGCUGGAAAUGGCGAUUCCGCCUCGCACUUCAUCUCUACAGGCAGGCUUCUGCUGAUUGGCAUACCAUCUUUAGUCGGUAAUGACGCUUUUAAAUGAUACGUUUUUUCGAUUUUUUUCGCGGUCUUUCGUGGAGGACAAUUCCUUCACCACAGGUGACCCAUCCAGCACACCUGCAAGGGUUUAAUAUGGGAUACUCUGACUAUCAGGUUAGGGUCCAACCAAUUCCAAAAAAAGCUUGAGUUCUGAAAUCAUAGCCCGAGUUGAAUGCGAGGUCAAGGUUCCUUAGGAAUUUUAACAACUUUGAAGGCCGCAGGUUAUUGAGCGUUGACCAAAUUGCAUCGAUCCACCUUUUAUUCCCAAUAUCGAGCUCGCUUUUAUGUAAAACUAACCUUGUUUGUUGGUCCUUGCUUUCUUCUUCGCGUACUUAGCGCCUUUUUUAUGUUCUGAGUCUCAAUGUCAAGUUUACCGUCAUUUAGUGUGAAGCUAGAUCUGUAUUUUUUCUUCAUGGAAGAAAAUUAGUUUUCUCUAUACAGUAUAUAUCUGGAGUCUCCACGGAUGAUACACUGGAGGAGGUAUCGAUAGUAUCCGAUCUACCGUUUUGUAUCUUCUUUUGUGUUUGUAUCUUUUGCAGUUUUGCACCCAGGUAGCUCGCUCCAUCGGGUUUUGAUUUUCUUUACCCUUGUUCUGUCCAGUCAUACGUCUAAACGGUUAUGAUAAUUACAUAUAUUGUUAAAUUACUCGAACAGGCUUGAAGUCUGAAGUAGAUUUACUUUCAUUAAAUUAUAUACUUACCCACGCAUGUACAUAUGUAUGUGUGUGUAUGCAGGUUAAUCAAGAUAUAUAUAGCAGAUGUUAAACUUAAGCUAGCCGAUAGUUGCAUAUAAUAUGCAGGAUAUAAACAUACAUAUCAUUUUAAAUUAGUUAAAACAUUUAUAUAACAUAUUUAAAUAGGUAAUUAAUUUUAAAAAAUAUAAAUAAUAAUAUAAUAAGAAAUAUUUAAAACAGUAUAUAACAAACUUGGGAUAUGCAAGGAAACAUUUCAGAAAAUCAAUUCUACUAAGGCAAUUAUUACAAAAUGAAAAUCAAUAAUAAAAUAUAUGAAAUAAUUUAUGAAAAAAAAAUAUUAUUAAAAAAUUGUAUAUAAAACAACAACAAGUACUGCAAAUAUUGCAUAACAUUUUUUUUUUAUUAAAUUUGUUUAAAUAAAAUCAAGUAUAUUCCCAACUAUUACCAGGCACAUAAAAAAUAAAAAAAAAACGUAAAAAUUAAAAAAAAAUCUGUAUCGAACUUAGAUUUAGUUACAUAUACUCUAUGUAAUCAUUAAGUAAUCUUUAAAGUAAUCUAAUAUGCCAGGCAAAUUGUAAUCAAAGAAUAUGGUAAAAUGAGCUUUGUACAUAGAUUAGUAAUUAGUCGUGUAUUUUAUAAGAUUUUAGUGUAUCAAAUACCGUUACGUUAACAUGAAAAAAGUAUAUAACAAUUUAUGUAUAAACAUAUAUACAUAUAUAACAUAUAUGUGCAAGUAUAAACAAUAUAUACAAUAUAUUAUACACAUAUAUUGUACUCACACCCAAUUAUGCCAUUAAAUUCAAAGAAAAGUAGAAAUCAAUAUAUAUUUAAAAGCACAUAUAUUGGUGAACAAAAUAUUUAUGAGUAGAUAGUAAAUAUUACAAACAGAAAAAUUCAAAACCAAAAUCACCAAAAAUUAAUAUUGUGCAUAUCUAGCUAUGUGUGAGUUUAUAUUAUGUGCGAAAUUAAUGUAACAGUUCAAGUAAAGGCGUAUGUACUUAUUUAUGCAUAAAAACAAAUAUUAUUUAAAAAGAUAUAUUUUUAAUUUUUUUAAAUUAAAAAUAUUUUUUUUUAAUUUUUAAUUUUUUUUUUUUAAAUUAAAAUAUUUUUUUUUUUGAAAUACUUAAAAAUAAAAUGUCUCAAAUUAUUUGUUGAAAAUUGGAAAACGUUUUCGUAAUAUUUAAAAUAAGUAUUUGAAAAACAAAUUAAUUUUAAUUGUUGUUUUUGUGAAGUGAAAUCAAAAUUUAUUUUAAAUUUUUGUGUUAUUGUUUUGAGUGAAUUUCUUAAUGUAAAAUGGUCUAAAAUAAUUUUAUGAAAUUUUCUUUAAAAUAUUAUCUUCAUUUAAUUUAAAAAAUACUUUCGUAUAUGA
Molecule: messenger RNA, 8176 nt
Organism: Bactrocera neohumeralis
Lineage: Eukaryota; Metazoa; Arthropoda; Insecta; Diptera; Tephritidae
Exons: 11
Coding region: 1624-4230 (868 amino acids)
Cellular component (GO): nucleus
Molecular function (GO): RNA binding
Source: RefSeq, a predicted model, not a curated record